Molecule: messenger RNA, 1588 nt
Organism: Telopea speciosissima
Lineage: Eukaryota; Viridiplantae; Streptophyta; Magnoliopsida; Proteales; Proteaceae
Product: probable mitochondrial saccharopine dehydrogenase-like oxidoreductase At5g39410
Exons: 2
Coding region: 75-1454 (459 amino acids)
Biological process (GO): glycolipid biosynthetic process
Cellular component (GO): mitochondrion; plasma membrane; lipid droplet
Source: RefSeq, a predicted model, not a curated record
UUCCAAUUGUUCGUUCUCUCCCAUCAGCUCCGGAUCCCAAAUCCCAAUUCGACCAAAUUCUCCUUAGAUUAGACAUGGAAGUGCAUCAACAACAACACGAAGAGCACAAGCUCGAUAACUAUUAUGACUUGGUAAUCCUCGGCGCCUCUGGUUUUACAGGCAAAUACGUAGUACGGGAAGCUCUGAAAUUCCUCAACACCCCUUCAUCUCCCCUCAAAACCAUAGCCCUCGCUGGCCGGAAUCUUGGCAAAUUGGAUGAUGCUCUGAAAUGGGCAGCUCACCCGGCAUCGCCUCCUUCCAUUCCCCUCAUCAAAACCGACAUCUCCGAUCCUGCUUCGCUUCGAGAGCUUUGCAUCAAAACCAAGCUCGUCCUGAACUGCGUCGGCCCCUUUCGCCUUUACGGAGAGCCCGUCGUCUCUACUUGCGUCGAAAUGGGUUGCGAUUACCUGGACAUAUGUGGUGAGCCUGAAUUCAUGGAAAGAAUGGAGGUACUGUACCACGACAAGGCAGCGGAGAAGGGCUCCUUGGUGGUUUCCGCAUGUGGGUUUGAUUCGAUUCCGGCGGAACUGGGUUUGAUGUUCAAUUCUAGGCAGUGGGAACAACCGUCGAUACCGAACAGGGUUGAGGCAUAUGUGAGUUUAGAGUCGGACAUGAGGAUAGUUGGGAAUUUCGGGACCUUUGAGUCGGCCGUUUUGGGUGUAGCCAACAUGAAGCAGUUGCAGGAAUUGCGUAGGUCUAGACCUAGAAGAGCUAGGCCGGUGAUUCCUGGGCCCCCUCCUCCGAAUGGACCAACAAUAGAUCACCAGAAGACACUUGGCCUUUGGGCUGUUAAAUUACCAUCAGCAGACUCCAUUGUUGUACGAAGAACACUUGCAAUUUUAAAGGAUAAUCCACAUGGCCUUCCUGGGGUUGAUGAAACUGAGGAGCAGAUGGAGUAUAGAAAGAACUUCUGGUCAAAGGUGAAGCCAACCCAUUUUGGGGUGAAGAUAAGCUCCAAGUCUCUGUUGGGCGUUCUACGAUUUAUCACUGUUGGAAUCUCCAUCGGUCUCUUUGGAAGAACUGCUUUUGGGAGGUGGCUACUCUUAAAGUUUCCUUCUGUUUUCAGCCUUGGGUGGUUUAGGAAGAAGGGUCCGACUGAGGAAGAAGUUGAAAGUGCUACAUUCAAAAUGUGGUUCAUUGGACAUGGUUACAGUGAUGCUAGUCUUGCAUCACAGGGAAACAGAAAACCAGAUACAGAGAUAAUUACCAGAGUUAUGGGACCAGAAGUCGGAUACUUGACCACUCCUAUUAUCUUAAUUCAGUGCGCUCUUCUUGUAUUAAACAAGCGUAACGACAUGCCCAAAGGAGGUGUCUUCUCCCCUGGGAUUGUUUUUGGCCCAACUGAUCUCCAGGAACGACUACAGCGACAUGGGAUAUCCUUCGAUAUCAUAUCAAAGAAUGCUGUUCCUGUCUAGUCUCUACAAUCUUAACUAGAUGUUUCAUCUUUCAAGCAGUUUUAACAGUAAAUGGAAAGCCAAAGAGUUCUGAGUGUCCAGUUAUGAACUUCUGAUAGAGGCAGUGCAAUAAAUACAGGUUUAAAUUUAACCAU